AUGGGGAAGAACAAGAAUGCGACCAAGGCACUGACACAGGAAGAAAUCUGGGACGACUCUGCGCUCGUACAGAGUUGGGACGAAGCAGUAGAGGAAUACAAGCUCUACCAUAGCAUCCACGCCAAAGGGGAAAAUGUCGAAGAUGUACUGAGGGAUGCUCAAAACGCCGAAAAUGGGCAGGUAGCCCAAGCGGAUGGUCAAGGAGUGGUCGACAAAGAUGACCACAUGGAGGCCGAUGUUGAAGAGCCGGCGAUCGAUUCAGUAGCGGCUUCCUCUGAGGCUCAGCACAUACUACGGGCGGAUGUUUUGCAAAACGCAGGUAGCGCAGACGUUCCUGCUCAGAGAACGAAUGACCCAGUUGGGUCCAAUGUUAUGGGAGCUGCCAUGCCUCAGACAGUGUUAUCGCAAGUCCAAGAUGAAGGACUGAAAAACCUUAUGAUGUCCUGGUACUUUGCAGGAUAUUACACUGGCCUUUACGAAGGGCAACAGAGAGCAAACCAAAAUAAGAGUUCAUGA
Aspergillus bombycis is the source of this 516-nucleotide messenger RNA. RefSeq lists its product as uncharacterized. The transcript has 4 exons. The record is from RefSeq and is a predicted model, not a curated record. Lineage: Eukaryota; Fungi; Ascomycota; Eurotiomycetes; Eurotiales; Aspergillaceae. Bases 1 to 516 code for a protein of 171 amino acids.